This is a messenger RNA of Nannospalax galili (Upper Galilee mountains blind mole rat), 679 nucleotides long. RefSeq names its product nephrocystin-3-like. NCBI's taxonomy places the organism in Eukaryota, Metazoa, Chordata, Mammalia, Rodentia, Spalacidae. The coding region runs from base 29 to 679 and encodes 216 amino acids. The transcript has 3 exons. The record is from RefSeq and is a predicted model, not a curated record.
AGUUGAGUGCAACGGACCCACAGGCGCCAUGGAGACUGCCUCGUCUCUGGUGAAUCCCGCGGGGGAGGUGAUCGAGGACACGUACGGGGCCGGGGGCAGCGAGGCCUGCGAGAUCCCGGUGGAGGUGAAGCCCAAGGCCCGUCUGCUGCGCAACUCGUUCCGCAGAGGCGCGGGCGCGGCGGGGGUCGGACCCGGGUUGCUGCCCCGCGCGGCAGGUGGGGGCGGGCUGCUGGGCGCCAGCUUCAAGUCCACCGGCUCGUCGGUGGCAGAGCUGGAGUACGCGGCGGCCGAGUUCGAGCGGCUCAAAAAGGAGUACAAGAUCUUCCGAGUCAGCAAGAACCAGGAGUUGUUCAUGGGCCGCCGGGAGGCCAAGCUGGACACCGAGAACAAGCGGCUGCGGGCGGAGCUGCAGGCACUUCAAAAAACCUAUCAGAAGAUACUUCGGGAAAAAGAAGGUGCUUUAGAAGCAAAAUACCAAGCUAUGGAGAGAGCAGCCACAUUUGAACAUGACAGAGAUAGAGUUAAAAGGCAAUUCAAGAUUUUUAGGGAGACCAAAGAAAAUGAAAUUCAGGACUUAGGGCGAAGCGAGAGCUGGAGAGCAAACUUCAGAGGCUACAGGCUCAGGGGAUCCAAGUGUUUGACCUUGGGGAGUCUGAUUCAGAUUAGCACAACUUUUUGA